AACGAACGGAACGCAACGCCCAGCAGCUCGCACCCAAAAUAAUUAAAUAAAGUUAAAGCAACGCAGAGCCGAGAGUCCGCGCCAAACGAAAUCGAAACACAGAUUCUCUUUUACUGCAAUAAAUUAACGGAGAAAUACAAAUAAUAAAAACGCGCGCGCGCUUCAACAGUCUGUGCCAAAUAACGAGAUAAAUGUGCAGCAACCGCGAGAAAUAUUAAUACACCAACUUAUCUGCUCUUCAUAAAGUGAAGGAAUAGCUAUAAAGCCAAGAAAAAGUUUAUAAAUCAUACAUAAUUGUACGCGAGUGCUGUUUUUAAUACAAAUAUUAAACAAAUACAGUGGCAAUUCAGUGCAAUUGAUACCAAUGAGAAAUGUGACUAACCAAACCAAGGAAAACCGUUUGAUAAAUACAAUUAAAUAAGGAAAAGUGCUAAAUACCGGGGAAAAAGACCAAAUAAUAAGCGCCCAACGGUGAGCAGCAGUUUAGCAGCAGUCCAGCAGUCCGAGCAGAAGUCACCAGCAGCCAGCAGCUGGUCGUAACCCCCAAUUCAUCAUCCAUCCGACGGAGCAAAGCCAAUCGCCAGGAUGAGCAUCAUUGACAACGGCAAGUACCGUUUGCGCAAGGAUUGGGCCAGUGCCUCCAUCCCAUCGCUGGUCAAUAUUGAUGAGCACGAUGGCGACUCUGGGGACACGGAGAGCAGCCUGAAUGCCACGGCCCCGUUGCCGCCACAGAAGCCUCCGAGGCGCAGCUCCCUAGCUCUGGGACUCUUCUCCAGCAAAUCGGACAAGAGCCAGAAGCGUCGCAGCUCGAUUGCUGUGUCCUUUCUGCGCCGUGAUAGUAGUAAGAACUCCACCAAAGACUCGUAUGAAUCAGCUGUCCGCAGCGAGAAAUCCGAUGGCUCUGGCACUCCCACCAGUCCCGAUAUCGUUUACAGCUCGGAGGAGAAUAUCCGGGCUAGUUCACCCAAUGAGCCAGGCAAACAGACCUUCUUUGAGGAUGGCAGCCAGUCGCCUCGCCCGGUGCUUCAGGGAUUGAACACCUCGUACGAGGGACCCACAAAUGAUCGCCAGCGGCGCAGGCGCAGUUCGCUGCAGACCAAGCUGGACAGGCAUCGGCGCAAGAAGAUGGAGUAUAUCAACCAGCGAAGUCUGGACUCUGGAAUGAUGUGCAGUGAGUCGCAGAGCGAUUUGACCGAAAGCUCCAGCAGCUAUGCCAAUGGCAAUGGAAAUGGAAAUGGAAAUGAAAAUGACGAUGAGGACGACAGCAUUGAUCCCAGCCACGGGGAAUACUUUCCGCGUGAGAAGCGCCACUCCUGGUGGAAUAUAUUUGUGCCCGAUAAUUUCAAGAACAGGUCACGUAGGGCUAGUCAAGAUGUAUCCAGUUUGUCACGCAGCGUUGACAAUUUGGCGAUUCCCGUGCGCAGGAGCAAAUCGCGCAGCGUGGACCACGGCCUUGCGGCUCCGUUUGACUUGGACUCACUCCGCUCGAAAGUCGAGCAACGAUUCGAGAGUGUUGACAAACUAUCAAGGCAAAAGUCUUCAUUGCCCACCAUACCCACCAUUUCCUACACCGUGGGUAAUCGCGACACCCUGACCUCCGUGGCGGCCCGCUUCGAUACCACGCCCUCGGAGCUGACCCACCUCAACCGGCUGAACAGCUCCUUCAUCUACCCGGGCCAGCAGCUGCUGGUGCCGGACAAGAGUGCCAAAGACGACGCCUCCAGCAGCUCCACCAACGACCCGGACGGAGGCAGCCUAUCCGGCAAGUCCAGCCCAAUUGAGCGCAAGUUGUCCGGCGACGAGAGCCGCGAGAAAGACAUACUCGAGGGCCUACGCCCCGGAUCCCCGAAGCCGGGCCACAUUGAACGCGUGUCCAAUAGCAGCCAACAGCAGGCGGAGGAGGAGGCCAACAAGAGCGACGAUCCGGUGAUUACCCAGCGCUUCCUCAAGAUCAAUGUGCGCCACAUCACAGACGGACAGGGCGUCGUGGGCGGCGUCCUUCUGGUCACGCCCAAUGCCGUCAUGUUCGAUCCGAAUGUCAGCGAUCCGCUGGUCAUCGAGCAUGGCCCGGAGAGCUAUGGUGUCAUUGCGCCCAUGGAGCUGGUUGUCAACGCGGCCAUUUUCCACGACAUUGCGCACAUGCGAGUGGCAGGUGGGGCCGGCCAGGGCCUAGCUUCUGGCAGCGGAUCAGGCGAUACGGAGAAGCCGGAGAUCUAUUACCCGAAACCAGUAUUAGUUGAGGAGGAUUCCAAGGAGUUGUCUGAGCAGCAGCCCCUGCUGGGCGAAGAUGGCGAGGCCAGUAAAGAUCGCUUGGAUGCUGAAAUUGGAUCCUUGGAGAUUGCCGACGACCAGGAGUCGCUCUGCUCCAGCACUGGACGCGAUGGCGACGCCUUUCCCAAAGCCUUCGACCGCGAACGUGUGGACUCAUCUGGUGAAGCCAAAGAUAGCGCUAAGACUGACGCUCAAGAUGAUGAGGACAAGAAGGUCGGGUUGGGCCUCUCAAACACACGCAGCACCUUGGAGGAGCGACGCAAGAGUCUGCUGGACCACCACUGGGCCGUUCCGAGCAAAGACCGCUAUUAUUUGUCUAAUUCCCGAAGAUCAUCGGAAGACGAGGCGGACAACGAGUCCAACAUAACCGUGGAUAGCGGUGCCCGGGUCCAGGACCCUCACUCGGCCACCAGUUCGGUGAGCGGCGUGCCACCAAGCCAGCCGCUGGGAGGAGCAGCUGCUGCUGCCGCCUCAGCCGUUGGCCCCCUGCCGCCGUCCGGCAUCGAUCUGGAGCACUUGGAGCAGUUGUCCAAGCAGUCCUGCUACGACUCCGGCAUCGACAUCCGCGAGCCCGUUCCCAACGUACAGCCGAUACCAAAGAAAACCGUUUACAGUGACGCGGACAUUGUCCUCAGUUCUGACUGGGUGCCACCGAAAACCAUUGUGCCGACGCACUUUAGUGAAUCCCCGCCGCGCAGCACCAUCCUGGGCCAGAGCCUGGACGCCGGCACCGGUGGCGGGGCGCGUAAGAAGACCUCCAGCGUCAGCUUCAGCGUGGACGAUGAGGCUGCCCAACAGGCUCAGGCCCAGGCAGCUGCCUCGGCGGCAGCGACCGACAAACAGACGGAGAAGAAAAACAAGAUGCUGAAGCGUCUCUCGUACCCCUUGACCUGGGUGGAAGGUCUGACCGGUGAGGGCGGAGCCGUGCCGCCCGGCGGCGUGGGCGGCAGCCUAAACAAGUCAGGUGACACGGAGUCGGCGCCCAACACGGGCGACUCCAACCAGAGCGUAUUUUCGAAAGUAUUCUCAAGCUCGCCCAUCACUCUGGUCUCAGAGCUGGGCGGGAAUCUAUUUUCGAAAACACCGUCCGAGGACUCUGGUGGCUCACCUGUGCCGCCAUUGACUCCGCACUCGACACAUUCCGAGGGUCAUCUGACCUAUGGACGUUCCUCAAUUGGUACCUUUAUACGCCCGCACUCGUCGGAGGGCACUUCGUCCAGCACCAAGCUGAAGGAGGCCAAGCAGGCACCCAAACUGGACUACCGCUCCAUGGUUUCCAUGGAUGACAAGCCGGAGCUCUUUAUCAGUGUGGACAAACUCAUACCACGCCCGGCCCGAGCCUGCCUCGACCCACCAUUGUAUCUGCGCCUGCGCAUGGGUAAACCCAUAGGCAAGGCCAUACCGCUGCCAACCUCUGUCAUGUCUUAUGGCAAGAACAAGUUGCGCGCCGAGUAUUGGUUCAGUGUGCCCAAGAAUCGCGUUGAUGAGCUCUAUCGCUUCAUAAACACCUGGGUGAAACACCUGUACGGUGAGCUGGACGAAGAGCAGAUCAAGGCGCGUGGCUUCGAGUUGAUCCAGGAGGAUACUGAGUGGACCAAGAGCGGUACCACCAAGGCCGGCAUUGGAGGCGGCAGCCAGGAUGGCGAAGAGAUUAGCGACCUGACCCGCGAGUCCUGGGAGCUCAUAAAGGCGCCGUUCGCCAAGACCUACAAGAUCAUUAAAACGGCAUCGCAUGCCGCAUCGCAUGACUUGGAAAUGUUGGGCGGCGAGGUGCUGUCCAUGAGCACAGAUGAAUAUCGCAAGACCUCACUCUUUGCCACCGGUUCCUUUGACCUGGACUUCCCCAUACCAGAUCUGAUUGGCAAGACAGAAAUCCUCACAGAGGAGCAUCGCGAGAAGCUCUGCACACAUCUGCCAGCUAGAGCCGAGGGCUACUCCUGGUCCCUCAUCUUCAGCACAUCGCAACAUGGUUUCGCACUGAACUCCCUCUACCGCAAAAUGGCGCGUCUGGAGAGUCCAGUUCUGAUUGUCAUCGAGGAUACAGAGCACAAUGUAUUCGGUGCUUUGACCUCUUGCUCGCUGCAUGUGUCGGAUCACUUUUACGGCACUGGCGAGUCCCUGCUCUACAAGUUUAACCCCAGCUUCAAAGUGUUCCAUUGGACUGGCGAGAACAUGUACUUCAUCAAAGGCAACAUGGAGAGCCUUUCGAUUGGCGCCGGAGAUGGUCGCUUCGGUCUGUGGCUGGACGGUGACCUGAACCAGGGACGGUCGCAGCAUUGCAGCACAUAUGGCAACGAGCCACUGGCGCCACAAGAAGACUUUGUUAUCAAAACACUCGAAUGCUGGGCAUUUGUUUAAGUGAAUUUCUGUUGUCAACAACAAAAGCAUAUUUAAGGAGGGGAGCGAGCCACUCCCUUACACCUACCUAUUUAAAUAAUUAUAUGUACUUGUACUAAAAGAAAACCAACAAAACAACCUGAGAACGAUGUCAAAAGCUGAUCCGCCAGAACAGUCCCACAACCACAACCACAACCAAAAACACACACUUACAAAUGGAGCAGGCGACCCUGAUCCGGUCUGAUGGAAAUGCAUGUUCUUGGAAGCUAGAUGCUGCGUUGGAACGUAUUAAUUAUUUAGUUUUUAUAUUACAUACUAUUAAACAAAGAGCAACUAAAUUAUGUGUUAGAAUUAAACAAAAAACAAAUAACAAAAGGAUAAACGUGAGAAAACCAACCCAAAAGACAGACAAACGACACGGAAAUUAAAGCGAAAACAAUUGAGGAUAGCAUUAGCUGCACACACCCAUCCAUUCAGAGGUCAUCAUCACACAUCUCCAUGCAUUGUAGCACCACAAACUCCACACGCCACACAAACACACAUUUAAUUUAAGUUCUUAUUAUCGAAAAUUAUAAUCAUUAAAUUGUGAGAAGCAACAUACAUAUAUAGAGAGAUGCGAGCUUGCAGUCUUUGAUCUACAUCGCGUUUAGUUCUCUUGAUUGAUUUCAGUUUGAAUUUAAUUUAAUUUGUUCGAGUGUGCGGAUAAGCGAGCCCAGAAGUUGAGAAUGAGAGGAAAAAAGAAGUAAUAAAAAUAAAAAGAAUGUCGAUAUAAUUUUUAGUGCAAAAGUGUAAGCAUUUCAAUGCUAAUUGCAAGUGAAACUGAAAGCGAGGAAAACCCUUAAACGAUUUGACUUUUAUAUACAUGUAGAGGAGGAGCCGACGAAAGGAGCUGCUGAGAGCGAGCGUUAUAUUUUUUAGUUGUACACCGAUAUACAUAUAUUUAAUUACGAUUAUUUUAAUGCUAAUGAUGUUGACUUUUAUGCAAUUAUACUAAAAAAAAAACAGAAACAACACCAGAAUGAAAUACAUAAUAUUAUACAACAAAACUGGCCAAAGCAGAGGUUUUACUUCACCCCAAAAAGACCCAUUUAUUCGCUUGUAACUACACACAUACAUAUAUUGUGCCGCCCGCCCCCAUAGGUGUGCUAUAAUUUUUUUAAUUAGAAAGGGUCCCAGAGCCGUCAAGAUUUGUAGAUAAGUAAGUUUUCCCAACAGAUAUAUCCGGUCACUCACACCCUUACACACGUGUAUACACUAUAUUUCCGCAGCAGGAUCAGAGCAUCGGGGGGGAAGUGCUGCUGCUGUUGAAAGUGGUUCUGAGGAGAUCGAGAUCAAACCAAACAAACUUAAAUGGCUUUAUAUCCCUUUUGAGAUACAAUUUCAGUAUAAUUAUAAAUAAAUUAUAUACAUACAUACAUAUAAUAUAUAUAUAUAAAUGUACAAUGGUAGAAACGAAUCUAGGUAAAUGUAAGUGUAAUUUUUGUAGUGAAUUUGCGCCCCCAUCCGAACUUUCCUUCAGUCGAUGUGUGUGAUUGUAAACGUUGUAACAACCUCCUCUAAAUAUUAGAAGAAAACCAAAAAAUAAGAAACACACACACACACACAAGACGCGCUGGAUGAUAAAUGUAUUUGAAAGAACAAACGAAACAAAAUUGCUGAUAUUUUACACAGAACAGAGUUCGAAACUAACAAACAAAAACAAAAAAAUAUAAAGUAUAUAGAACAUUUCAUUUCAUCGGAGUAAAAGUUUAUACUGAUUUAAAAGGAUGAACAAAAAAUAACAAAAUAACUCAUAAAGCCAACGCACACGAAACAAGAAAACAAUUGUGAAAUCGAUGAAUAUUGAGUAACUGUAAAGAUAAUCCCAAGCCGUAACCCAGAGAAUCCUCUUUAGCACGCAACAAUUUAGAGAAAUUUAGAGCUGAUACUUUGCACGCACCGCCCCUUAGUCCCAAGACAAAAAAAAAAGAAUUAAGAUAUAUGGAAAUAUACAUAUGAAAAAUGAAGUAAAUGGUGAACUAUAUUGGAGACUCACGACAGAUGUUUUUAGAUGUUAUUUAAACGAUCUUGACAGACAAUUUUUGUGUAGUUGUGUGUAAGUUGAUAUGCAUGCCCAACCACACACCCAAAGUAUAAUUAAUCAAAGGCAAUAUAACAAUAAGAUGCCUAACGCCCUAAUGAUAUACAAAUACAUAUGUCCAGGGAAGAAAUUCAAGCCAUCUCGCUUGAAGGCUUAGAAAUAUAAAACUCUAAAAAAUCGUAUGACAUUAAGCAUCUUAUUAUUAUACAGUCUUUGAUAUAAUAUAUUAACUCCCCCACUCAACAACACACAUUAAACCCAAAUGAGAAUCAAGUUGAAAUUCCUGUUGUUGUAUUGUGAAAACGGAAGACUUUCUUUUUAGGACUUUAGAGAGACAGGCUUGUUUACUGAGCAAAAAAA
This is a messenger RNA of Drosophila serrata, 7048 nucleotides long. It is a transcript of the gene mtd, whose product is annotated as TLD domain-containing protein mustard. Gene Ontology annotation, biological process: response to oxidative stress. NCBI's taxonomy places the organism in Eukaryota, Metazoa, Arthropoda, Insecta, Diptera, Drosophilidae. Gene Ontology annotation, cellular component: nucleus. The record is from RefSeq and is a predicted model, not a curated record.